CCUGCAGAAGCAGCAGGACCUCAGCCGGGGCAGCAGCUGAGACUGCAGCGGCAGCUUCACAGGGCAGGAGCCAAUUCUUGGAGGAGACCUGAGCACAGGGCAUGGGUUGCCGUGGUGCCCUUUUUCUCUGCCUGUGCCUUCUGACUUUUCAGACCCUGAUGGCAGAUGCAUCAGAAAAACUUCUGCAUUGGAUGGAGAAAAUGGAGCGACAAAGGGGCCGCAGAAUGCCUUCUCCUGAUCAGCAAGUCCACACCCUGGAGCAGAUGCUGCUGAACGUCAGCUUCCCGGGCUACAACCUGACCUUGCAGACAAGCACCAUCCAGUCUCUGGCCUUCAAGCUGGGCUGUGACUUUGCAGGUCUCGCCCUGAGCAGUGACACUCUGAAGCCGGUACCUCAGGUUAGAGGUGGUGGAGCCCGGGAUCAACACGCCAUGCAGUUUCCCGCUGAGCUGACCCAAGACGCCUGUAGAGCUCAACCUGGGAAUCUGCGGCUCAUCUGCAUCUACUUCUUCACAGCUUCCUUUUUCAAGGAUGACAACAACUCGUCUCUGCUUAAUAACUAUAUCCUGGGGGCCCAGCUGAGUCACGGACAUGUGAACAACCUCAGGGAUCCAGUCAACAUCAGCUUCUGGCACAACCAAAGCCUGGACGGCUACACGUUGACCUGUGUCUUCUGGAAGGAGGGAGCCAGCAAGCACCACUGGGGGGCGUGGAGCCCCGAGGGCUGUCACACAGAGCAGCCCUCGCCUUCCCAGGUGCUGUGCCGCUGCAACCACCUCACCUACUUUGCGGUUCUCAUGCAAUUGUCCCCAGCCCCGGUCCCUGCAGAGUUGCUGGUGCCUCUCACGUACAUCUCCCUCGUGGGCUGCAGCAUCUCCAUUGUGGCUUCACUGCUCACAGUCCUGCUGCACUUCCAUGCCAGGAAGCAGAAUGACUCCAUAACACGCAUCCAUAUGAACCUGCACGCCUCUGUGCUGCUCCUGAAUGUCGCCUUCCUCCUGAGCCCCAUGCUGGCCGUGCCCCACGUGCCCAGGUCUGCAUGCAUGGUGCUGGCUGCCACCCUCCACUACACGCUGCUCAGCUGUCUCACCUGGAUGGCUAUUGAAGGCUUCAACCUCUACCUUCUCCUCGGCCGCGUCUACAACAUCUACAUCCACCGAUAUGUGCUCAAGCUCUGUGCUCUGGGCUGGGGGCUCCCGGCCCUCCUGGUGCUGUUUCUCCUCGCUGUCAAGAGCUCAGUGUACGGACUCUAUACCAUCCCCUUCUCCACCAGCCAGGAGAAUGUUACCGCCUUCCAGAACAUGUCCAUGUGCUGGGUGCGGAACCCCGUGGUACACAGCAUCCUGGUCAUGGGCUAUGGUGGCCUCACGUCCCUUUUCAACUUGGUGGUGCUGGCCUGGGCACUGAGGGCCCUGCGCAGGCUGCGGGCGCGGGUGGAGGGGCAGGGCGCACGGGCCUGUCGGGACACUGUCACUGUGCUGGGCCUCACCAUGUUGCUGGGGACCACCUGGGCCUUGGCCUUCUUCUCCUUUGGUGUCUUCCGGCUGCCCCAGCUGUUCCUCUUCACCAUCUUCAACUCGCUCUACGGUUUCUUCCUCUUCCUGUGGUUUUGCUGCCAGAGGUGCCACUCAGAGGCAGAGGCCCAAGCAGAGAUGGAGGCCUUCAGCUCUUCCCAGACAGUGCCAUAGUCUGGUCUUCCAGGCCUGGAGCCCUCAGCCUCUCUAGCUACCUCCAGACCAGGGCCCUGGCUCCCACUAAAGAAGGCGGCAGGCCUGCUGCUGGACAUCCGAGGCCACUGUGUCCCCCUGGGAGCCUUUUCUACCUCCAUU
This is a messenger RNA of Otolemur garnettii (small-eared galago), 1829 nucleotides long. RefSeq names its product adhesion G protein-coupled receptor G5 (gene ADGRG5). Gene Ontology annotation, cellular component: membrane. Gene Ontology annotation, biological process: cell surface receptor signaling pathway; adenylate cyclase-activating G protein-coupled receptor signaling pathway. Bases 102 to 1688 code for a protein of 528 amino acids. Gene Ontology annotation, molecular function: G protein-coupled receptor activity. The transcript is spliced from 12 exons. The record is from RefSeq and is a predicted model, not a curated record. NCBI's taxonomy places the organism in Eukaryota, Metazoa, Chordata, Mammalia, Primates, Galagidae.